Rhodofomes roseus is the source of this 2088-nucleotide messenger RNA. Its product is annotated as kinesin-domain-containing protein. Gene Ontology annotation, biological process: microtubule-based movement. Lineage: Eukaryota; Fungi; Basidiomycota; Agaricomycetes; Polyporales; Fomitopsidaceae. Bases 1 to 2088 code for a protein of 695 amino acids. Gene Ontology annotation, molecular function: ATP binding; microtubule motor activity; microtubule binding. The transcript is spliced from 7 exons. The record is from RefSeq and is a predicted model, not a curated record.
AUGUCCUCGACAGCGCUGAGAGGGACCUCUCUCAAGCGGAAGGCUAACCAAGACGAGAAUGCCAACGUUCCUGAGCCACCGAGGAAGCUGCCCGCCAUCGCAGAGGGCGACCCCAACCAACCAACGCGUCCGCUGAGGCCAGCAGUAUCCAGACUUGCGAAGGGACCCGCGCCUUUGACGAAGCCCAGGGCACCUCCAUUAACGAGUACAACGAGGCGGACGGAGCGUGCGACGAGUGCGCCGCCGAAGUCUACUGCACCCGUUCGACCCACGACCACACGACCCGCGACGAGGUCAACAAGACCAACGACUGUCUCCGCUGAAGACAAGCGCUUCCAGUCUCUACAGGACCAGGUAUCGUCUAUUGAAGCCGCUCGAGCUGCCGAUGCCGAGCGACUGGCGGCUGCCAUGGACUCCGAGCGUGCGAAGGUCGCGGAGCUGCAAGCGAACCAGGGGGCCAUGGCGCAGCAGCUCGCGGCGGCGAAGACACAAGAGCUCGCUCAGCGGCAGGAACUGGACAACGCGAGCGACGAGAUCAACCAGCUCCGCCGGCGGCACGCGCGCGAACUCGAGGACCGGGAUGCGGACAUGCGGAGAAAGGAGCGGGAGGUGCGUGAGCUGAAGGAGGAGCUACGGAUGUGCCAGGACGACCUGGAGAGGGAGAGAGGGACGGUGAAGAGCUUGAAAGCCACUCUGUCGCACCAGUCCGAUGCGCACGUCGCACUGACCGCCCAGAUCACAGCCUUCCAGGCGCAGCAACUGGCGAUGCAGGCGCAGAUCGACGCGCGUUCGAGAAAUGGUCUGGAACUGACCAUGGAGCUGGACGCGGCGCGGAAGCGGAUUGCCGAGCUCGAGAAGGAGACGCGUGAGGCUGAGAGCGUGCGGCGGAAACUGCACAACAUGGUGCAGGAGCUGAAGGGCAACAUCCGUGUCUUCUGCCGUGUGCGCCCGCUGCUUCCCUCUGACUUACCCCCGCGAGGUUUGAUCACUUCUACGUCGUCUACGGAUGGCUUGCCCACGCCCAACGGUACUCCUGAUCCGGAGGAUGACAACACGCGAACAGAGGAGGCGAAGGCACAAAUCGUAUUCCCAGACAAGAUGGAUCACAGGGAGAUUGUGCUUAGCUCGUCCAGCGAGAGUGCCACUGGGCAAGAACGCAAAGAUGAAUGGGCAUUUGCAUUCGACCGAGUAUUUGAACCGCACUCCACUCAGUCAGAGGUAUUCGAGGAGAUCUCUCAGCUGGCGCACAGUUGCACAGACGGCUACAACGUCUGUGUCUUCGCGUAUGGUCAGACGGGAUCAGGCAAAUCCUUCACUAUGGAAGGCGGGCUGACCGAAACCACGGCUGGAAUGAUUCCUAGGGCCGUGGAGCAAGUCUUCCGAGUGGCCGAGGAGCUCAGAAACAAGGGCUGGGAGUACAAGAUGGAGGGCCAAUUCCUCGAGAUUUACAACGAGACAAUCAACGACCUCCUCGGCAAGGGAGAGUUCGACAAGAAAAAGCACGAGAUCAAGCACGACUCCAAGACCGGGCGUACGACGGUCACAGACGUCAACGUCGUCCCGCUUGCCACCGCUGCGCAGGUGCGCACGUUGCUCUCGCUCGCGCAAUCCCGGAGGACCGUGGCAGCGACGCUCAUGAACGAGCGGUCGUCCCGCUCGCAUUCCGUGUUCACGCUCCGCAUCCGCGGCGACAACACGCUUACGGGCGAAGCAUGCGAGGGUAGCUUGAACCUCGUCGAUCUAGCGGGUAGCGAGCGGCUGGAGAAAAGCGGCGCCGCGGGCGACAAGGAUCGCCUACGGGAGACGCAGAACAUCAACAAGAGCCUGAGCGCACUGGGCGAUGUCAUUGCCGCUCUUGGGGAGAAGGGUGAGGGGAAGGGCGAUAAGCAUAUCCCCUACCGGAACUCCAAGCUGACGUACUUGCUUCAAAACUCAUUGAGCGGCAACUCCAAGACCCUAAUGGUCUUGAACCUCUCGCCGUUGGCCAAUCACCUGAAUGAGUCCCUGUGCUCUCUGCGUUUCGCAACCAAAGUCAACAACACGACGAUUGGCACCGCGAAGAAGCAGAUGCGGAAUCCGAGCGCAUGA